AUGCGCAGGGAACUGGCCAAUGGGAAUGUCCUGGCCCCAGCAGAGACACCAGGCUCUGAUCUAACUCAGAACGCCGGACUCCCUCAGAGCGCCGCAGCCCAUCUCUUGCACCCGCAGCACGCCCUGCACUCCAGAGGCUUCCUGCGAGCUGCAUGUGUUCGGCCCCACCUAGUUCCUCUGGCCUGUCCACGCCGUGCCGUGCCGGUCCACACCCUGUCCAGCCCACUCAAACCAUCCACACCCCUGUACACACUGACAGCUCAGGGCCGCUCCGGCCUGGUCGCCUUCUCCGGGCGCAUCCAGGGAACUCGCUCGGUCCUCCUUAAGCGGGAGGCGAUCUUAAUUAGUGAGAUCCAGAGCAGCUGGCUCCGGGGAGGGGAUGAGGGCGCCUUUAUCGGCCAGAAUGGUCCGCUUUCUCUGCCCAGCCCCUCCCCACGUCGGGCUCUGGCCGCCUGCCUGGUCCCUCCUGCUCUGGGCAGCUCGACUGCCUGUCGGCUGGGCCAAGGUUGGGGGACGGCUCAAGGGAGGUCAGAUGGGGUUAAGUGGAGGUGGGAAUCAGACAAGUUAAGUCAGGAACAGGCCGGAAUUCAAGCAGGGUCAGGUGGGGUCAGGUGCAGGGUGUGCCCCAAGCCAGUUGUGUCCCAGGGAGCUGGGGCGUGGGCUGUCUCUCACUGCCUUUGUGACCACACAGGGGAUGAGCUGGAGAUGAUCCGACCCAGCGUCUACCGCAACGUGGCUCGUCAGCUGCACAUCUCCCUGCAGUCUGAGCCUGUGGUGACCGAUGCGUUCCUGGCCGUGGCUGGCCACAUCUUCUCUGCAGGCAUCACGUGGGGCAAGGUGGUGUCCCUGUAUGCGGUGGCCGCGGGGCUGGCCGUGGACUGUGUGAGGCAGGCCCAGCCUGCCAUGGUCCACGCCCUCGUGGACUGCCUGGGGGAGUUUGUGCGCAAGACCCUGGCAACCUGGCUGCGGAGACGCGGCGGAUGGACUGAUGUCCUCAAGUGUGUGGUCAGCACAGACCCUGGCCUCCGCUCCCACUGGCUGGUAGCCGCACUCUGCAGCUUCGGCCGCUUCCUGAAGGCUGCCUUCUUCGUGCUGCUGCCAGAGAGAUGAGCUGCCCACCUGGGCAGUGGCCGCAGCCUGGCCCCCUGGGCCUGACGCAGGAGGCCCUCAGCACCCGAACACAUCUCCCUCCUCCCAACCCGAGCCUGGAGCACUCUAACCCUUGGAGACCCCCUAAGCCCCGUUCCUCCAGAGACCGAGGCCCUCCAGAAGGGGUGAGCGGGGAUAGGCUUGCCUGAGCCUGGAGCUGGGCUUUGGGGCAGCCUGCGACCCUCCCCGCUUGUGCCCCUUCUCCUGGCAUCUCUGUGUCUUCCCUUUUCUUUCUGGGGCCAGGAAGUCAGCGUCAACUCCCAGGCCCCAGAUGCAGGGGCCCGGAAACACUUGCUCUCCCCUGAGCCCCAAAUGCAGGGGCCUGGGAACACCGUGCUGUCACCUGAGCC
This is a messenger RNA of Mandrillus leucophaeus (drill), 1499 nucleotides long. RefSeq names its product BCL2-related ovarian killer (gene BOK). Gene Ontology annotation, cellular component: mitochondrial outer membrane. The transcript has 7 exons. Gene Ontology annotation, molecular function: protein heterodimerization activity; protein homodimerization activity. Gene Ontology annotation, biological process: extrinsic apoptotic signaling pathway in absence of ligand; regulation of apoptotic process; intrinsic apoptotic signaling pathway in response to DNA damage. Lineage: Eukaryota; Metazoa; Chordata; Mammalia; Primates; Cercopithecidae. Bases 1 to 1110 code for a protein of 369 amino acids. The record is from RefSeq and is a predicted model, not a curated record.